Grosmannia clavigera kw1407 is the source of this 660-nucleotide messenger RNA. RefSeq lists its product as uncharacterized. The coding region runs from base 1 to 660 and encodes 219 amino acids. The transcript has a single exon. Lineage: Eukaryota; Fungi; Ascomycota; Sordariomycetes; Ophiostomatales; Ophiostomataceae. The record is from RefSeq and is a predicted model, not a curated record.
AUGACCGGCAAAGAUCAUCUUAAUUACAACCGAACCGCCAACACUAUUGUGCGGCAAAACCGCAGCGUUUUAUACAAUGAUCCCGGCGACCAAGCACUCUACAAAAUUGUCGAUGUUCACUUUCUUGGCUUUGAGUGGGUUCAAUUUACGAAAUUGGAGAACAAAUCGAACCAGGCAUUCACGCGCACAGAGACCUACUCAACCCAGUUUCGAGACGCCAAAACAAAAGAUGAAACUAGCACAAUGGAUGUUAGUGGUGCCUUUGAGGGCCUUACGCUAAGCCUUGGUAACUCAACCAGUACUAUCACUACGCAAGAGGUCACUACCACAAAGACUUGCACUACAACUGUCAAGGUUGACCCUAAAUCCACCAUAUACUUGUACCAGAAGAGGUACCACUUUAAGGCGGUUGUUUGGUAUAAGAUUGACGCUUGGGGAAAACUAUGGACUGUGGGCAACUGGAAGGGCGCCGGCGUAGCUCAUAAGGCCCAGGAAAUUCAAAUCGACACCAGUGAGUUUAUUGGCACGCCGUCCGCCUUGCCCGGUUCUGGCAUGCUACAUGUUGCCAAAGGGAAAGACAUUUGGGCCCAGGACAACAUCAAGCAGUUUGAUCAAUGCCCUAAAAAAUGCCAGGACUAUCUUCACGACCGGGGUGUCUAA